This is a messenger RNA of Symbiodinium sp. CCMP2456, 1449 nucleotides long. The record is from the annotation of a GenBank genome assembly. Lineage: Eukaryota; Dinophyceae; Suessiales; Symbiodiniaceae.
AUGGGAAAUGGUAUCUUCGGAGGACGUAAUGACGAUGAGGAGGAGGAAGCUGCGGAGCAGAAGGCCUUGGAGAAAUGGAGGCCCGAGCUCUUCGGGCACGCGGUCACGGUGAAGAAGAAAUUCCAGGCCCAGGGAUCGCAGGAUGACUUGAGCAUCGACGGUGACGACAUGUCCGUGGCUUCGUCCGUCAGCCAGAUGGAGGAGGAGAAGGAAGUUGUUCGCGCCGAGGAGGAGGCUGCAGAUGAGGACGAAGCACAAGAUCAGGAAAAGGGCUCGCAGCAUGAAGGCUCGCACAAAGAGGGAGCCGGAUCGGACAGCGAGGAUGGGUUUGACCCAGAAGAGGAGGCAGCUGCAAAGAGGGAUGAGGCUCGCAGGAGAAAGAAGAUCAUCGUGCGCAUGGAAUUCGAGCCACUGCUUUCGCUCCACGAGCCUCUGGGUGCCACAGUGGAGGAGCCAGCAGAAAUCUUCUCUGUCGGCAAAGGUGGCAAGCGGAACAAACGCCUUGAGGAGGCAGCCCUGGAAGAUGCGAAGGUUGCCUACCGGGCCAAGUCCAAGGUAGCUGCAGGCUGGCUUAUUGAAAUGGGACUGGAGGACUGCCUGCUGGCAGAACUGGCGCAAGGUGUUGGAGAGGAUCCAAACGAGCUGCGCUUUGCACUCGAACAGAGCAAGCGCUUCAUAGUGGAUGAUGACUUGGUGGUAGAGAAGACUCUGGUUCAAAAAGUUUUUGAUGUCAUGGAAAGUGAUAUUGAGACAAUGACAGAAGUGCUCAACAAGCUUGGAGAAGCAGAAGAGGCGGGUGUGCGACUGGCUGUCAGAGACUCUCUUGGAGAGUUGAAGAUCAGAGUGGCAAAUGACAUAGAGCUUAUCGAGCGGGUGGAUCCAGAGGAAGAGCAGCGAGCCAGGAGGGAGGACGAGAAAGUACAGAGGGCAAAAGAGAAGAUGGAACGCAAGAAGGAGCUGCAGAAGCGCAGGCGAAAGAGAGGGAGAAAGGGUGAGGAGGAGCAGGAAGCGGAGUCGGAAUCUUCUGAUGAGGAUGGUGGCCCUCAAGACGUGGCGGACAAGAAAGCAUUGGCGUUUCGAAGGCUGCAGGUGCAGAUCAAGAUCGAAGAGUUUCUGAAGGCAUACACCCGAGGUCAGAACCUUGUCAAGAUCAAUGCUAAAGGGAAGAGGUACGCCCGGCGUGUCUAUGUUGACACUGCCAAGAGGGCUCUUGUCAUCCAGGGUGCAAACGGUCCGAAGUUCUUUCCGUUUGCUUCAAUGAAGGAGGUGGACCUGGAAACCCGCACAACGAAGGAAGGCCGUGUCGAAACCCUGGUAAUCUGUGCUAUCGAGAAGGAUGGCAGGAUCGUUAAGGAGCUAACGCUCGCUUUCCCAGAUCAGUCCAAGGCCAGCACAUUUGUAAACUGCGUCACCUUGUUCUCUCUAGCUUUGCGAAGGAAGCAAGAUUGA